This is a messenger RNA of Ruditapes philippinarum (Manila clam), 2878 nucleotides long. RefSeq lists its product as uncharacterized. The record is from RefSeq and is a predicted model, not a curated record. The transcript has 11 exons. Lineage: Eukaryota; Metazoa; Mollusca; Bivalvia; Venerida; Veneridae. Bases 65 to 2248 code for a protein of 727 amino acids. Gene Ontology annotation, molecular function: metalloendopeptidase activity; zinc ion binding. Gene Ontology annotation, biological process: proteolysis.
AUGUAUAGGUACAUGUAACAGUCUAUGAUAUCUUGGGAAUAUACUAUAUAUUCACAGCAUUAAGAUGGAUUGUGGAAGCUUGUUUAUUCACUUGAGUUUAUAUCUAAUAGUGACACAAUCAGGAGUAGCUAAUGGUAAGCAUAUUCCGGCAGCAAUUACACCGACGACGCCGACAACAACUUCAAUAACAACAACAACAACAACAACAACAACAAAAUCAACAACCACAGAAAAGAUAAGUUGCGGUAAAAACAAUAUUGGAAAUGUAAAUAAAUCGAACACAACCGAUAUUGGUGCUUUAGAACGCACAAAGAAGACUAGGGGUGGCAUAGAGCAAGAUGUAGUCAAUGGUGUUGACAAGUCGGACCAAGUUACAAGUAAUAGCAGCACAUCUAGGAAUACCACCAAAAGAUAUAGAGAACCAUGGGAGCUGAACUACAACAUUUGUCCCCCAUCACUCUGCAUUGCAAACGAAGAGCAAAGACCAAAAGGCACUGGUGGUUCCGUGUUUUACAACGGUGAUAUUGUAUUGGACAAGGAAUUAGCAAAGGUUAUUUAUAGUAACAUGACAUCUGCACGAUAUAAGAGAGCAACUACUCGGAAUCCUCGGACCUGGAGAAAUGCGAUUGUGCCAUACAUGUUUGCGAGUGACAUAGCGCCAUUGUCAGCAUCAGUAAUUAGCCAGGCCAUGAGAACUAUAGAACGAGAGACGUGUAUACGCUUUAAGAGGAGACAUUUAAGAGACGAAGAUUAUAUCAGAUUUAUAAGCGAACCUGGAUGUUGGUCUGCAGUUGGUAGGGUAGGUGGUGAGCAGAAGGUUUCUAUAGGACCGGAGUGUGAACGUCUGGGAAUAGCCAUACAUGAAAUAUUGCACGCGCUGGGUUUCUGGCACGAGCAGGCUCGACCCGACAGGGAUGGAUAUAUUCAAAUUAUAGAGGAAAACAUUGAUCCAAAAUACAUACCAGACUUUCAGCAGACGAACAAAAUGCUCGUGACGUCACGAGGGUUCCCAUACGACUAUCAGAGUAUAAUGCAUUAUGGGAAUAAGGCUUUCACAAAAUAUGGAGAAGACACAAUACAGGUGAGCAUCGGGAAAACAUUAAAGAUGACCAUAGGACAACGUGUAGCUCUCAGUAAUAUAGACAUUGCUCAACUCAGAGACAUGUACAACUGUUUCAAUAAGGAGACUUUCAAUACAUAUUGUCCAAAAGACUGGAUUAAACUCGGCAGAAAGUGUUACAAAUUUGAAGAUAAACAGGCUGAAACUUUUGCUGGGGCAGUAACAAAAUGUGAUGAAAUGAAAUCAAAACUAGUUCUUCCACAAGACGGUACAGAAGAAUUCAAUGUAAAACAGUAUAUCAAGAGAGCUUACCCAAACAUAAAAGUAUGGCGCACGGGUGAGCGUAUUGUGAACGGGUCUUUUGUCUGGUAUUCCGGGGAAGUCGGUGGCAAAAUAAAUUAUACAAACUGGAAUGACAGCUAUCCUGCAACAUAUAGCUCGUUUGCAUUGCUGAAUGGCACGAGAAAACGGCGGUCACAUCGACAAGGGGUGUGGAUCGAUGCGUUUCACGCAUGCCCUUAUAUAUGUGAGCAGAGAGCCAAACAUAAAUGUAUCCCAGGAAACUUUAAUGAUGGACGGGAUUACCGAGGAACACUUGACCACACUAUAGAUGGGUACACGUGCCAGAAAUGGUCUGCGCAGUAUCCCUGGUCACAUAGUCUUCUAUCGUUCCCGGACAAUGGUACAGAAAAUAAUCAGGACGGUUUAGGAAAUCAUAACUUCUGCAGAAAUCCCUCCGGUGACCGGAAGGAUAGACCCUGGUGUUACACCACUAAGAGUAAUUAUAAAUGGCAAUAUUGUGAUGUUAGCAUAUGCUCGAAGAAAGAAAGCAGCACUGUGUUAAAUCAUGUCAACAGUCAAGAUGGUAACUUAACAACGGAUCGAAACACUUACAAGACCUUUUCUGGAAAUCCAAAUAAUGGAAGAACACUUGAGAAAAGCCGUGGUGGUGGUAAAACAAUAAGAAACAUUCUAUUUAGAAAACAUAAUCCUGCAGUGAAGAUAAACAAAGCUAGAAAUUCACGAAACCCGUCCUUCCGAAGAGGGAAAUCGUCUUACAGACAGAAGAAUUCAAGAAGCGCGCAAAAAUAUUAUAAACGUUACAGUUCAAAUGCUGAUAGAAGGAAGUCAAAUAGAAGACGUCAACGUAAUACAAUUAAACGAAGAUUGAAAAUAAAUAAACACUAAUUAAAGACAAUAAUAUGUGAGCUUUUCAAAACAGCACACGACUUAGCCAUUACCACGCCAAAUAUCUAAAAUGAACCCGGCUAUCUUAACCAUUAUUCAGGUUGUUAGGAAAAAUUUUAAAUAUGUACUGACUGCAUAACAAGGCAUGCCAUGAUUAGUCGGCCAUUUUGCUCCUGGUCUGCACAGGUCGCAGCAGUAUUACAGGCUAUGUAUUUAUUUCGAAUCGACAAGGAAGAUAACUGUACUUGUUACAAUUUUGGACGAACUAUCUUUUACAUUAUUAAAAUAUAUAUGCAUGUAAAAAUGUCUUGGUGUUUUCAUUGUUUUUAAUUAUUUACAUGAGCAAUUAUCGCGUAUGAGUUGUAACAAAAUAUGACAGGAACUUGACGAAAUAAGGACGGAUUGACGCACGAACGGACGGGCUCGGAGUGGCACGUAAGGGUCUCCUAUUAGAAAGAACAUACCAUCAAAAGUAUAGUUUAAAAUAGCACCUCUUUGACAACUUAUUUUUUUAUGUAAAAUAAUUAACAAGUUGGAUUUAACAAUGUAUUGUAUAUAGUAAAACAAUAAACAAUCUAAUUCUAAUACACGCUAUCAUACAUUUAAUUUAUAUCUAUUAUAUAUAUAUAC